Sphaeroforma arctica JP610 is the source of this 177-nucleotide messenger RNA. RefSeq lists its product as hypothetical. The record is from RefSeq and is a predicted model, not a curated record. Gene Ontology annotation, molecular function: damaged DNA binding; single-stranded DNA binding. NCBI's taxonomy places the organism in Eukaryota, Ichthyosporea, Ichthyophonida. Gene Ontology annotation, cellular component: XPC complex; nucleotide-excision repair factor 2 complex; nucleus. The transcript has a single exon. Gene Ontology annotation, biological process: nucleotide-excision repair; mismatch repair. The annotation marks the transcript as partial.
UUGGAUGCAAACGGCCGUAUUCCCUGCAAUCAGUAUGGCAAUGUAGAUCUGUACCAUCCCAGUAUGUUACCAGAGGGUACCAGACAUGUGGCACUGCCUGGGAGUGCAGUUAUUGCGAAGAAGCUGGGCUUUCACAUCCGCGUUGCUAUGACUGGUUUUGAGUACAAGGCUCAGAGC